CCAAGGAAACAACAGAGAUGGGACCAAGCAGCAAAGUCUUCGUUGCUCCAUUUCUUUCAUUUGUCCAUAUAUCACCGUCAACCGUUCAUAUAUACUACUACAAAUGCACUUUGUGGUGCAAUGACCUGAACAUAGCAUCAUCCCCCAAUAGGUUCUUGGUGAUGCAAGUGAAGGAAUUCAAGCAGGUAGAUGAGAGUAGAAGAUGGUGAGGAAGAGAAGAGGCCUUGUAGCGGUAGAGGCCAAGACCAGCAGCUGGGAUGAGGCUGCGAUGGAAGCGGCUGCCUCUGGGGGUGCUCGCCGUCCCCAGAAGCGCUUUGUUGGGGUACGACAGCGGCCUUCAGGACGGUGGGUGGCGGAGAUCAAGGACACAGUCCAGAAGAUAAGGGUGUGGCUUGGUACGUUCGACACGGCCGAGGAUGCCGCUCGGGCCUACGAUGAGGCUGCCUGCCUGCUUCGGGGGGCCAGCACUCGUACCAACUUCUGGCCAUGCUCUCCGGUGUUGCACCGCUUGCCGCCGGCCCUGCCAUCCAAGGUUUACGGCCUCCUCCUCGCGAGGCUCAAAGCCAGUAAUUCUCUUGCUGCUGACGGUGCUACUGUUCCAUUGCCUGAAAACCAGCAGCUACCACAGCAGCAGCAGCAGCAGCAGGAGCAGUGUGGCGAUGAAGGACUAGAUGACAUCGAUGACUUCCAAUUCGCCGACUUCUUGGAUGAUCCAAACGUAUCAGAUUCUAUUCUUACAAAUGAUACCAGGUUUCAUGAUGAUGUAUGCAAGAGUGUGCAAUCUAAUUGCACCAGGGAGGAAGAGCAAGGGGGGAGGGAAUUGGACCAGAAUAUAGUGAUGGUGGGUCAAGUUGGUACCGAGGUAGAAGGUGAGGAGGGUGGGGUAGGAGAGGAGGGAGGAAUGGGAGAUUUGGAAGCUAUGGAUUUCCGAUUCGUGGAUUCCUUGGAGGGGUCUUCUUGCCUCUACUCGCCAUUUGAGGUUGUGGAGGAGAUCAUGGAGCCAAUCGAACAGGUGAGUGGCGCCGGAGAUGAGAAGUGGAUGUUUGCAUCCCCAAUGAAGAGGAUGAAAUAUGAGAGGAGGAUCUCUGCGUCUCUCUAUGCUAUCAGUGGUAUAUCGGAGUGCUUGAAUCUUAGGCUUCGAGGCAGUAAGGAAGAAGGAAGAGGAGUUGAUGACUCCACCAGCCUUGGCUUUGCAUGUGAGGAACAUAAAGGAGAUGAGGCAAAGAAGGUAGGGGAAGGUCUUGGAGAAUUCACAACACCAGGCCAGUUAGCAUCUUCAUCCUCUACUUCGAGUAAUGAUAGUUAUAAACUGUAUCACCUCAGCAGUUCAGGAUCAAAGGUCCACUCAUCCCCUCAUGACGGAUAUUUGGAGACCCAAGUCAAGUAUGAUUUCAUAUAUUGUUAA
Molecule: messenger RNA, 1405 nt
Organism: Phoenix dactylifera (date palm)
Lineage: Eukaryota; Viridiplantae; Streptophyta; Magnoliopsida; Arecales; Arecaceae
Source: RefSeq, a predicted model, not a curated record